AUGGAUGCCAUUUUUGCUCAGGGCCAAGGCAACGGCAACGGCAAUAACAACAACGGCAACGGUAAUGGCAAUAACAACAACGGUAACAACAAUGGCAAUAACAACAACGGCAAUGGUAAUGGUAAUGGCAACAACGGCAAUAACAAUGGCAACGGUAACAAUGGCAAUGGAAAUGGAAAUGGCAAUAGUAGCAAUGGAAAUGGCAAUAGUAGCAAUGGCAAUGGCAAUAGUAAUGGUAAUGGCAGCAGUGGUAGUGGCAACGGCAACGGCAACGGCAACAAUGGUAAUGGCAACGGCAACGGCAACAAUGGCAAUAAUAAUGGUAAUGGUAACAAUGGUAAUGGCAAUGGCAAUGGCAACAAUGGCAAUAAUAAUGGUAAUGGGAAUGGCAACAAGAAUAGUACUGCACCAGCAGAUUAUGAUGUGUUGACACCAACACCAAAAACAGGACAGGAACGAGCUUUUUGCAAAGCUAGAGGAGCCUGUUACGGCAAAACCCUUGUGUGUCCAUCUCAAUGUGCACAGAGGAAACCCAAGCAAAACAAGAAAAAGAAGGGGUGCUAUAUUGAUUGCAGUAGCAAGUGUGAAGCCACUUGCAAGCAUAGAAGAGCAAAUUGCAAUGGAUAUGGCUCCAUAUGCUAUGAUCCUCGAUUUAUUGGUGGGGAUGGUGUAAUGUUCUACUUCCAUGGAGCUAAGGGAGGAGAUUUUGCCAUUGUUUCAGAUGAAAACCUCCAAAUUAAUGCUCACUUCAUCGGAACCCGACCAGAAGGAAGGACUCGUGACUUUACAUGGGUCCAAGCCGUGGCCGUCAUGUUCGACACUCACACCCUUGUCAUUGCAGCAAAGAAAGUCUCACACUGGGAUAAAAAUUUUGAUGCUCUCACUGUAAGGUGGGAUGGUGAAGCAGUUAACAUCCCCAUUGAUGGAGAGGCUGAAUGGAGGACUAAUGGUGAAGAAAGAGAAGUCAUUGUGGAAAGAACCGAUGAUGCUAAUAAUAUAAGAGUUAGUGUUACUGGGUUGGUUCAAAUUGACAUUAGAGUGAGACCUAUUGGAGAAAAGGAAAACCGGGUUCACCACUACCACAUACCAGCCAAUGAUGCUUUUGCUCAUUUGGAGACACAGUUCAAGUUUUCCAACUUAUCAGAUUUUGUUGAAGGAGUGUUAGGCAAGACAUACAGGCCUGGCUAUGUUAGCCCUGUCAAGAUUGGUGUUCCCAUGCCAUUGAUGGGUGGGGAGGACAAAUAUCAUACUCCAUCUCUCUAUUCACCUCUUUGCAAAGUCUGCAGGUUUCAGAGGCAGCCUGGAUUUGGUGCUAUAAAAGAAGUUGCUCAGUUCUAA
Molecule: messenger RNA, 1338 nt
Organism: Quercus lobata
Lineage: Eukaryota; Viridiplantae; Streptophyta; Magnoliopsida; Fagales; Fagaceae
Product: bifunctional endo-1,4-beta-xylanase XylA-like
Exons: 2
Coding region: 1-1338 (445 amino acids)
Source: RefSeq, a predicted model, not a curated record